GCAAUUGCAAUGGUGGAUUGUGAUGGAUUGUGAAAUCAGAUGCAUUUCGUUCACAGGACACUAUUUGCAUCUAUUUGCACUUUUUGAUUGCAUCGUGUACGUCAUUUGCAUGCAAUCAAAGUUAAGACUUGAGAUAGUAUAAGAUGGUACAAGAUGGUAAGCAUGGAGUACAUGAUGACUGACAUUCACUUGUUCUUUGGAUGCCUGGCCCCAGCCCGCUUGCAACUUGCAUCAGCUUUGAUCUCAUCGCUCCCCUCGUGAUUCAGUCACCAUGGCCCUUCCUAUGAAGAAGUCCGUGAUGAAGAGCAUGAAGGCAAUGAAAAAGACCACCACGAUGAAGAGCAUGAAGGCAAUGAAGAAGAAGGCAGUGAGCAAGAUUGCUAAGGGAAAGUUGGCAAAGGUCGUGGUCUUCAAGGGCAACAAAGAGAAGACUGCAUCUGGGCACAAGAAAUCCGAUCUCAUGAUCAACAAGCGAAACAAGAUUGUGACCAAGAAGCAGAACGCUGCCGGCAAGAAGGCCUUCAAGCACAUCUCUGGCUGGAACACCGCAGUGAUCAAGGCUAGGAAGGAGUUGGGCAUCAAAGGCUUCUGCGCGGUGAACGGAAAGACAGCGCAGGGCAAGGCUCUCUAUGCCAAGGCCAAGGCGAUCUAUGCCCUAACAGAUGCGGUGAACAUCAAUCGCGAGCAGGAGAACUUGCAUCGCAAGUCAAGGAAUUCUGCCCGCGAGCUUGAGCAACUUUAUCAGAAUCUCCAGGAUCGCUGCACGGGGCUGCAAGAAACGGCUCGACGCUUGGAGCAAGACGUGUUUCCGGGCUUGGCCAGCAGCAUGCAGAGCCACGAGCGGCGAGCGCAAAAUCUCAAGGAGGUGGUGGCCUCCUCCGAGACUGGUCUCUCCGAAAUGGCCAAACUCUUGGAAGGGCAAGAGCGUCGCACCUUCAACUUGGGGGAGGCUCUUUCCAAUGCUGGAAAGGAGCUCCUGCACUUGACCAACCGCUUGGAGGAUUCGGGACAAAUGAUCUCAGACCAGCUCCGACAGAUGGAUGCCAUGUACCUCACCAAACCCUCCGAGGCAAGAACGAUGGGAGAGAUGUCCAACAAGGACAAUGACGCCAUUUGGAAGGCUCUCAGAGAGUUGCAGGAGUUGGUGGUCCAUGAGUCUGAACAUCGGGCAGCCGGUCUUCGAGAGGUCUUAGGAGUCCUGGGGCGAGACACGGAGCAGUUGAGAAGCGAUCUCAACCGACAUGAAACCGAGAUUGAGGGGCGUUACAAAGCGGACUCCCUGAAGAUCCGGCAGCAUAUCACUGAGUCCCAGGCCGCUGAUCCCAUGGAGACCUGCGCUCUGCAGUCCCGCAUUGCGGAAUAUGAUCAGCACACUGAGCGCCUGGAGAAACGGCUGGAUGCGUUGUCCAAUGCCUUGACUGCGGAGCGGAAUGCCCGAAUCGAGGCCUUCCUAUGGAUCGAAGAACAGGUCCGAGAAGCACACGCCGCAAUUCCAGGUCAUUUGAGUUCACCUCCGCGUUUCAUCAGCAGCCCUGCACCGGUUGUAAGGAACGACUCUCCGGAGGAGCCGGUGAUGAACCAGUCCUUGAACCGGAUCAAGGCCCUUGAAGCCCGCUAUGAUCAGCGAAAACUGGGUGGUUCCGAGGUGAUGAAUGGCAGUCCCAGGCAGCCAACUACGGCAGCGAUGGACAAGCUUCGGGGACAGCUUGAUGGCCUUCGAGCAGAGCUGAAAGGUGGAGGUGCAAUGAUUGCUCCAGGAGUUCCGCUCCUGUCACCGCGGCAACCGCAGCUGAUCCUGCGACCUGCUGAGGUGGUGAGCAUCUCGUCUCCCCGAUUGGUGCAGGCGCAGACGCAACUGCCGCUUGGCAUGAGUGAAGCGAGGCCACCACGAGUGGUGACCUACACCCCACCGCCUGUGACUGCAGCCACAGUACCACUGACCACAAAUGUCCCCGCACAGGCUUCUAGCUACACACCGUUGGUAGGAGUGGAUACCAGUCGCGAGGGCCUGGGCCCUGCGCUUAGCACUGAAGCAGAUGGCAUGGACGCCUUCCAGUCGGGACCCCUGGCAUUGCCAAGGUGGCACAGCAGAAAGCUUCAAAGAUUGAUCCGCAAGCAUGGCUUCAGAGUGUUAGGAGCCUACAACCAAACGCAUACUCUUGGGCUGACUCUGCCGCCUCGGCUUCGGAAACGCAAACGUAUCAGAAAGAACAGAUGCAAACCGAAAAGCAACAGUCAGACAUUAGAAGCCAGUGCCAUGCAUCAGUAUUCCAAUGCGUCAUGCGCACAUGCCACCCUCGCCUUUGCGGAGGGGCCAAUGCAAGAGGAUCCAGUCAGACACCAGACCUACUGGAGGGAUUGCGGUCCUUGCUUAAAAGCCAGGCACGGGCAACACGGAUGCAACACAACCUCCCUUUUGCAAUCUCUCAAGAGUUUAGUCACGCAAGCACAGCAGAGACCAUCCUUUGAUUUGUGUCAUGGUUUGUCCGAGCUUGUUGCAGAGGAAAAAACACGCAGACAAACAGGACAGGGCAAAGACGAGUAUGAGUCCCUCUGGGACGGUCAUGCGCCUGGCCGAGGGGCCAAAGAUGGCAAUGAGGAUGACAGCUGGCACGGCACUUUUGAGGAUUAUCUCGAGCAAAUCCAAAAGCAAGGAUGCUGGGCCACCUACCUUGAAUGCUUUGCCCUCUCCGCAGCCUUGUACCGAACCAUUCUAAUUCUCAAUGACUGGGGAGAAGUGUGGCACUUUGUUCAAGAAGGACACGAUGACGCCAUUUGCUUAUUCUACCAAGAGCAUAUCGGCCAUUAUGAAUUUUUGGAUGGCCCGGUCGAAGCUGAACUCCGGCAUUGGUCAGUACAACAUGCCGGGGCCAAAGGUGCCAGAGCAGCCGGAGGUAAGCAGCCAUGUCCGGUGAAGGUGUCGCCAAAGCGCCACCCUGAACUUAGCUCCAGGUGCACCAAGAUCAUUCGCAAAGCCCGCUGGUGGGCACAGUUGAGGCAGAAGUGGCCCACGGCCGUUACCGCUUGCAUUGAUGCCUGGAGACUCAACAGGGUGGAAGUCCAAGCCUUGGAAAAGCAAGCCAGGGAAAAGCAUACCAAGGGGUGGCAAGCCGUCACGCCUUUGACCAAAUGCCGAUGGUACAGAUCACUUGUUGAAGAUGGAGACGUCGAGCCCAAUCCAGGGCCCAAUGGGCAUUUGUUACAAAAGUUGCUCAUAGGUUUUUGCAAUUGUGGUGGCCACGAUGCAGCUUACCAAGCUCUCGCGGCUAUGAUCCCUUCCAAACCACAUGUCAUUGGAUUGGCUGAAAUUUGCGCAAGUCCUUGGCAAGGCAAAAAGCUAAGGGAGAGACUUGAGGCCGAUGGCUACAGAACUUGGCUGGCUUGCACACUGCCCAAAAUCAGUGCAAGGGGGCACUCGUACUGUGUAGGAGGAAUCAUAGUUGCCAUCAGACAGGAGGUGAAAGGCCAUGCCGUGGAACAGUUCCUCCACGAGGAUGGCGAAAGCAAUCAUGUUGAUUUGGAAAGCUUUGUGGUCAGCAUUGGCUGGAGAAGGCCCAGCACUGAUAAUGCCGGGAAUUGGAUGGAAGACAUCGCCCAAUCCUGUUUGCAUGCCACGGCUCGCGAAGUGCCAUGGCUAGGAAUUGCUGACUGGAAUUUGACGCCUGACCAGAAUCCUUUAGCUGCUGGCGGUGCCGGCCUGUGUGCAGUUCGUGACCAUCGCUCUGAGCUGACCCCCAGCCGUUGGAACUCGACUCGAUGUAUUGAUUAUGCCGUUUCAAAUUUAUCCAACAUCAAUGACUUGCAGGCAUCGUUUGCCCCUGAUCGGGUUAGUGACCACAAAAUUUUGUACUUUCGUGGCAAGCUCAAAGUGUCCACUGAAGUAGGAAGAUUAUUGCAGCCCACGCAGGAUUGCUCUAAGCCGCCUGGAGUUUCACAAGCUGAAUGGAGGAAAGCUCUUGAAGAAGAAUGGGAAGCUGUUAUUCCCCCGCUUGCACUUGCGGGAGGAGCAGAUGAGGAAUGGCAGUCUUUCAACAGGGCCGCCGAGCGCUGUGCACUUCGAGCUCGGGCAAGGUUCCAGCAUCCACUCAACCGUGGUACCAUUUAUAGGCCCAAAGGCUCGCAGCCGCAGCUCAUGAAAGUUGGAUCGCAUGUCAAAUUCAAACAGGCCGAAGGUACCUUCAGACAAAGGUCUUUAGCUAAGUUUGUCGGCCGCCUGACAGAAGCUAUCAAACAGCAACCGCGAGUUGACCAGAAACUCCUAGUUGCUCUGAAUCGCACAUGGCCAGAACAAAUUCCGCACGAUGUGUCGUGGGACAAUGCGCUCGCCACCGCACAGAAGCUCCUGGCGACAGAAAAGGGCCGUCUCCGAGCCCAAACAAUAAGCAAAUGGAGGCGCAGAAUUUUGCAAAACGACAGAUAUGUUACACAAUGGCUGAAGCAACAAGUCUUUGUCCUCCCUCCUGCCUUGCUAGCUGAAGCAACAGGCCCCGGAGAAGAACGGGCUGCCACCAACAGCCCCAACGAUGCUUUGGAAGCCAUGAGUACUUUUUGGAAACGCAUUUGGAAUAGAGACGCCUUGCCUGAAGAAUUGCAACGCCUCAGGUCUCAACAGCUCUCCCGUCUUCCAGGCGCUCCAAUGCCUGGAUCCUGGCAACUUACUGCAGAGGAAUUGCUACAAGCAGCCCGCAAAAAGACUACAGAAAGUUGCGGGCCAGAUGGCUGGUCCGCUGCUGAAGUUUGCCAUUGGCCAAUAGCCGCUUGGCGCAUUUUGCUACUUCUGUGGGAGCGUUGGAUUGCUGCAAAUCAAUUUCCAGAAGUUUGGAGACACAGCAGACAAGUCAUGCUCCCAAAAGCCGAAGGCCCUUUCGGCCAAGUGCGCGUUGAAGAUAUGAGGUGGCAUUCUGGCAUUCUCAUGUCUUUGGACCAAGCCAAAUGUUUCGAUCACGUCAUCCCAGAACUUGCAGUAGGACUCCUACCACACGCUGGCAUGCAUCCAGAAUGGAUACGGCAUUUGCAGUGGACUUGGUCCGAUCAACAUCGGUGGAUGCAGUUUGGCAGGCAUACUGCUAAUUCCCUUGAAAGGGUCAGCACUUCCAUUCCACAAGGGUGCGCCAUGGCACCUAUUGCCUUAGUUGUUCUCAUGCUUGAAGCCACUUGCGCUGUGCAAACUUUGCAGCUUGGUCCUGAAGUUUUGACGCAGAGUGUUUAUGUUGAUGACAGAGCCAUUGCGUGUUCCAGCCCUCAGCUGGCAGUGCUUGCGCUGCAAACAUGGCAACACUGGAGCCAGAGGCUGGGUCUCCGGGAAAACUUACACAAAAUGCAAAUCGUUUGCAAGUCCGUGCAGAAGCGUGCUGCCAUGAUUGCUUCCGGCAUUGAUCCUCAGAUUUUUGUGGAAUCCACUCGGGUUCUCGGCGUUGAUUUUUGCUCCCAGCGUGAAGCUUUGCCUCCCACUGCACAGAAACGAGUGGAUACGGCAUGGAAGAUUCUUCCCCGGCUUACACUCCUUCGGGUUGGGCAAGCAUUCAAAGAGCUUUUGUAUCGAACUAGAUGUGCGAAGCCGCAUCUUGCUCGAUGGCAACCUGAGGGGCUGAGUGUUUUUCCUGGCAUUGCUGUCCUCGAGGCAAUGGAAGACCCCAACAAUCAGGAAGCGGCACUUGUAGGCAUUGCAGCCAAUGCAGGUAAAGCAGCACGGGCAUGGGCAGUGGAUGUCCUCGGCGAUUGUUGCAAAAUAGGUGGGGCAACCGGUGCAGAUGAUUCAGACAUGGAAGCGAAUUCGACCAAAAGGCCAAAUAAAGCUAUGAGUGCAGAGCCCAAGGCUGCAGCUAAGCUAGAUCAUAACACCAGCCGAGACUGA
This is a messenger RNA of Cladocopium goreaui, 5854 nucleotides long. The record is from the annotation of a GenBank genome assembly. NCBI's taxonomy places the organism in Eukaryota, Dinophyceae, Suessiales, Symbiodiniaceae.